UCUUUAGCGUAGAGUGGCAUUUCUUUUCUUAGUCGCUGUGGAUGAGAAGAGGCGAACGACCGGAACAACAAAUACAAUCGACUCGGCGAGCCAUUGCGUUUGCCGACGUCACUCUAUUUAACAUUAUAAUUUAUAGAUAGCGCCACAAAUUUGACACGACUGGCUGCUGUUAAAAUAUCUUACAAUGAGUGGUGGGAGCAGCAUGGUGAUUCCUAUGGUGCUGUGGGGCACUCGUGCUCCCACUCACUGCAUCUCUGCCAUUCUGAUGACACCAGACACAAAAAAUGUCAUCACUGGUUGCAAUGAUGGACAGAUAUGUAUCUGGGAUGUGGCUGACGAGUGGCAGAUCUGGCCUAGAAGCCUUCUGUUUGGUCACACUGCUGCCAUCAGUUGUCUGGCAGUUGGUAGCAGUGAUCCAGAGCAUCCAUACAUUGUCAGCUCAUCAGAAAAUGGAGAAAUGUGUCUGUGGGAUACCAGCGAUGGACGAUGCAUCGAGCACACCAAAAUGUCUGCAAUUCAUUCUGAUAUAACUGCCUGCUGUUUUCGCUCCAGUAAAGAACUGCGGCUUAUCUGCAAUGGCUACUAUCCAGAGAUAUUGGUGAUGGACCCUUUAAGUCUUGAAGUUGUUUACAGCCUGUGUUCCAAAGUGGUGCCUGACUGGAUCAGCGCCUGUUGUCAUAUCCAGCCUCCACAAAGAGAAGAUGAUGUUCUUUUAGCCAUUUCUAACUCUGGUGCAGUCAAAGUAUGGACACUGACAGGCAAUGAGAGCAAGUCUAAAGCAAUCUAUGAAGAUGAGUCCAAGCAGAUCCGCUGCCUUAAUGCCCAGACCCUGACAUGCUGUCCAUACAACCAGAGGACUGUGCUUAUUGUUUGUGCCAAGUACUGGCAAGUAUAUAAUUUUGAACAGCAGUGUGGAAGAACUGUACAAGGGAUUUAUGAUGCAAGUGACUUCACUCUACUCUGCUCUGAAUCCAACCGUUGUGGUGAGCGCUGGGCUGGUGGUCAUUUUCUCAGCAUUGACCGAGUUAUUGUAUGGAGUACAGAUGGCCGUGGAUACCUGUACAAGUUACCAACAAAUUUGCUAAGAGGAAGAGCACUGCAAAGUGCUAAUCCAGAUAGUGUUGACUACCAUCGGAGUCACCACAGUUCUUCAGUGCAUGCCUACUAUAUCCUGGAUUUUUACAACAACCAGUGUCAGUCCUGCUUGCCAGCAAUAACUUACUUUCAUGGUACAAAAGAACAGAAUGCAAAGCUUCUGAUUCGAGGCGAUUCAUCAGGUCAAGUUGUCAUCUGGCAGCUGCCGGAAGUAUCUGAGAAACAGAUGACACUAGUUCGACAGGAGAGUUUUGACAGGUUGCCAGCACUGAUGCCCAAGGUUUGCACAGGAUUGGAGGACAUUUGGAACGCAUAUGAAAAAUGUUCCCCAAAACUUUUAGAUGGACUGCUAGAUGAGGAGAAGCCCCAGAUGAUCACAGCAACAAUAUACAUUCCAUCUCAGAGCAAGCUGGUCUGCGGGCGUGAGAAUGGAUCUGUUGUUAUUGUUCCUGCUGUGCAUUGUGUUUUGAUACAAUUAUUAUGCGCCAAAAAUCGUCCAAGAAAGGUGUUUCCUGUGAAAGUGCUAGAAGGACAUGAAGGAAGGGUGACUGCACUCCUCUAUCCGUUCAAUGAAUGCACCCGCUAUGAACCCCAUCACCUGUUGUCUGGAGGUGUGGAUUUCUCAGUUAUUUUGUGGGACAUCAACUCUGGAUGUCACAUUCAUACUUUCACCAUUCAUGGUGGUAUGGUGGUACAGCUCUUGGUCCCUCCUGCAAACUGCAAUGCACGUAUCUUGUCCUCUGUGUGCUCUGUGGCCAGUGACCAUUCUGUGGCACUGCUCAGUUUGAAGGAACGCAAGUGUAUUAUGCUGGCAGGACGUCAUCUAUUCCCAGUCAAAACCAUUCGCUGGCGCCCUCUGGAUGACUUUAUGGUUGUCAGCUGUACUGAUGGAACAGUCUAUGUUUGGCAAAUGGAAACAGGUCACCUGGAUCGAGUAGUUCACGGAAUUACUGCUGAGGAAAUCUUAAACAAUUGUGAUGAAAAUGCCUUACCUACAGAGAAUCUCACAAAUCCUUCCCUUACUCUGUCUCAAGCCCUCAAACGGCGCAAUUUUGCAACGUUCAGAAACCUGGCUCAGCAGAAACUACAGCAGAGUGUGACACAGCAGUCCUCUGCACAGGGGCCAAGAAUGGAGUUGAUAAAACCCACUGGCUUUCCACUUCUGCUUCAAGGCAUCCGUACAAAUGCCAGUGAUACCAAUUUUCAUGUCAUGUUUUUUGACACAGAAGCUUUAAUAGUUCAGCUGUUGACUGAAGAGUUUGCCACAUUAUCACCGGCUGACUUGGAGGCUCAUGGGCUAAUGAUGUCUGCACCUGAACGCCAAGCUGCCAUUCCCAGUGAUAUAAAUGAUGCUCAUCAGAAACUAGCAGGUUUUAUUGCCAAAGCAAAGGAAAAAGCAGAGAAUGUUGGUCAGAAAAUUCAGGCUAAGAUGGAUCAGGCAUCUUUGCAGCCAGUUGUAACACAGCCUCAGCAGAGUGUUGACCCAAGCCUACCCAGUAAAUCUAGCCUGCCACAAAGUAAUGGGGUAGUACCAGCAACAGUACCAAGUAGCCAGCCAGAGAAUGUCUUGACGCAAGAGCCAAUGACCAUGGACAUUGCUCAGCUCUUCAUGUCUUGCCUACAUGCCUGGGGCCUGGACCCUGAUCUGGACCGUUUGUGUACAAGCAAACUAGGUCUGCUCAAACCAAGCUGUCCAAUCUCUUUUGGAAUGCUAUCUCGAGAUGGUCACAUGUCACUUAUGCUGCCUGGUAAAGGCUGGCAAAGAAAUAUCCUCAAGAUCCCUGCCAGAUUAAAUGAAAAGGAUGACUUUCAAAGCAGCUUUGUGCCAACUGCAGUGUCAGCAGUGAACUCAGAUCAUAAGGGUUUGUCUUCACCUAAUAGACAAGAGUCUCAGAAAGUGAAGAAGCCCACUUUGCUUGCUCAGCGCAUGGGAAGUGUGCCUUUUGAUGAUGUUGCCUACAGCACAGAUGAUACCGACAGUGAUGGAGAUCACCGAGUGACAGAAGAUAAAGUCACUCAACCAGAAGCAGAGCAGCGGACUUCUCCUGGCCAACAUACACAGAAAACAAUGUCCACCAUCAGUCAAACAGAUGCAGAAGAUUUGGCUGUGAAAGCGCGCUGGCAGAUAUCAUCAGCUAUCACAACCCAGCAUUUGCUUAGUGUUAUUUCUGUGGCCAACACUCUCAUGUCAAUGAACAGGGCUACUUUUAUACGAGGACAACUGCCAGCCAGCAAGAGAAACUUUUCAGCAGCAGACUACCGAGGAGUGACUAGUCUUGAGCACGAAGUUGAUGGUGGGGAUGAUGAUGAUGGAGCAGAGGCAGCAGCACAGUCUCAGAUAAAGCAGGGAUGGAGUCUUCUGGCAGCUUUGCAUUGUGUCUUGUUGCCAGAGCUCAUUGGCACAGAACACUACAAGGCUCCACAGUUGGAAAUGCUGGCUAGACGCUGGCAGGACAGAUGUCUGGAGAUUCGUGAGGCUGCACAAGCACUUCUUUUGGCUGAACUGCGGAGAAUUGGGGCCGAGGGUCGUAAACGUGUCAUUGAUGAUUGGUCACCUUUCCUACCUACCUAUGUAGAUCCAACUCUCAGUAUUCUAGGUGAAACAACAAAGGAAGAAGAAGAGGAGGAAGAUGAUGAAGAUCAGAUGCUUGGAGGUGAUAUGCCAGCAAAGAUGUCAGUAACCUUUGACAGUCGACGAAGGCAGGCCACAGCUAUCGUGAUGCUGGGUGUGAUUGGUGCAGAAUUUGGACAAGAAAUAGAACCCAGCCGACGCAGAGUCCAGGAUACCAAAAAGACUAAACUUAAAAGUCAAGAAGGUUUUAGUCUUUCCAACUACUCCCUGUCACGUCACACAAGACUGUCUAUGACAGGCAAGGCACUCACUUUUCUUCUGCUAACUCCACCAAGUCCAAAGCUGCCAGCAUACACACCUAUCAGGCGAGCAGCAAUUGAUCUCCUAGGACGAGGUUUUACAGUCUGGGAACCAUACCUAGAUAUAUCUGCAGUUCUCAUGGGACUUCUGGAACUGUGUGUUGAUGCUGACAAAAUUGUGCCUUCAGUGACAUUUGGAUUGCCUUUAACACCUGCAGCAGAUGCAUGUCGUACAGCAAGACACGCUCUGACACUGAUUGCUACAGCAAGACCACCAGCCUUUAUCAUCACUCUAGCCAAAGAGGUUGCUCGCUAUAAUGCCAUGGCACAGAAUGCUCAGUCCCAACAUGCGCAGAUGCACAAUUCAGUUUUGGUGAGGGCUUCUUCAGAAAUCCUUCAUGUCAUUGAGAUGCUGGUUGAAAAAAUGCCAAAUGAUGUUGCUGAUCUGAUUGUGGAGGUCAUGGAUGUUACAAUGCAUUGCCUUGACCUAAAUCAGCUGAAAACUCGGGGUCUUCAGGAACUGUUCCCAGCAAUAUGCAGAUUUAGCAUGGUGUCCUACUGUCCCCAGACCAGAAGGAUAUGGGUGGGUUCCAAAAGUGGAGGAUUGGCAUUAUAUGAAAUGAAACAACAUGCAAAAUGUCAGAUGAUACAAGCCCAUCAUGGACCUGUCAUUGCUAUUGCUGUAAGUCCCGAUGGCAAGUACCUGGCAACUUUCUCACACAAGGAUCAAAAACUCAAGUUCUUCCAGGCUGCAUCAUCCUCAUUAUUUGGCUUGGGCACCCAGCAAACCAAGUGUGUUCGACAGUUUGUUACCAAGGAAAUCACAACAAAUUCUAUGACCAACAUCUUAAAAUUGGUGCGUCUUGUGUGGGUUGAUAAUCGCACAGUUGUGUUACUGACAGUUGAUGGUUCAGAAACCAAGUACUCAGUGUAAUGCCUCAUACAGUAUCAGUGUUGUACAAAGUAGCAGUUAAAUCAACUUUUUACAGUUUUUGUGGUUCUCACAUCCUCUGUUGCAAACUAAAGCAUAAAGAUAAAUGUCAACAGACUUUCUGCUGUGUUAUCAUGCAAACCUUUCUUUUUUUUUUGAUGGUACUAUGUCACGUGUACAAAGUAGUAAUGAAAUAUUUGUCUGCAAGAUGGCUGUGGACCAACUGAUGUGCAUAUUGGUAAAACAGACUUGUAUAAACUUGUUUUGUGAUAUGUAAAUUUUAAAACCAGAUUAUGUAGACUUGCUGUGUGAUGCACUAAAGGUAUGUACAGAGAAAUGUAUACAUGUUUUACAUUUGAGUGUAUAUUUAUGUACAAAAAAGUAUUUGACCAAAGUGAAUUGAGCAAUUAUAUUAUCUUGGUGAUGUACAUAUGGCAUUUAAGUGGGAAGGAUAUAUAUUCCAGGGGCCUAAUGUAGGAAGCAGUUAAAUUGCAGAAAUAUGGUACUCCCCAUAAUCCUAGGUCUAAGAUGAGAAACCAGAAUGUAUGGAGUGGUAUAACAGAAAGUCCCUAGGAAUAUCUGGUAUUUACACACAAACAGCAUAUUUGUGGAGAGUGAAAAAGUCCUAUGGCAGUUUUAAAUGAUAAAGAAUGUUAUCAGAGGAUUAUUAUUUUACCUGGAUAGACUUAGCACAUGACAACCACUUAAAUCAUCAUCGAACAAUCAUACGAUGACUUCAGAAGCCCUGACAGUCUGUUGUGCACUGUAAACACUCCAGCUGUUUGAGAGGGCUUAUAAGGCUGACAAAACGACUAUGACACCUUUGUUGUGCAUGUUUUCUAUAUUGUCAAAGAGCUUCUGAGCUGCAGUCUGCAGAGUUUUGGCCUUAUAGUUUUUGAUGAACUAGCCUGUAGAAGUCAUAAUUUGGAGUGUUUUCCUACCCCUAAGCAGGAUUAUGACUCCACCUCCUCCAUUUCUGGUGGCCUUUUCACCUGAUCCAUAUGUCCAUACGUGUCCAUGGUUCAUGGUGAUAUGCCUGGUGGAUGUACUCCAGGGAAAUUGUUUACCUUUUCGAUCUGUAACCCCUCAAAUAAAGCAAACAAUUUAUCUAUCAGAAAAAGAGGGUGUAAUCGGUUAAUACCACUCCUGAGUGUUACAGGUAUUUACAAACUUAAACAUUUUAAGAAUAUUGAAAUUUAAUGUAGAGCUGAAAACAUCCUGUAUUUAGUCAGGUAUGUGACAUCUAAAUCUAACAAACUUUGAUCAAAGUCGAGUACAACUGAUGCAUUGUUGUGGAAGCAUGAACAGAAAAGAAAGAUUUGCAAUGUCUUCUGUCCCUGUAGGUGUGCUGUGUGAUUGAUGCAUGUUUCUGUGUAAGUGACUAUGCUUCAUGGACUCAAAUUUGUGAAUAAAAAAAAAAAAGGAGGUUACUCUUUCCCCUCUCACCUUACACACACAGACGCUUGCACUUCUAGUUACAUGAUGAUAUCUUUUUUGUCUUCUUGUUGAAUAUAAAACAAAACAACCUUUCAAACUUCUCUUCAGAUAAAUCACAAAAAGGUUAUCUAUUUCAAAUGGGCUGUUCUGUUUGUGAAAAAUGGGAGCUCAAUACAGAAUAAAAGUGAAUAGCUUGACUAUAAAACAGACAUUUGAAUAUAAAAAGUAUUUUUCAGAAAAGGAAACAUUAACAAUGACUUUUUUAAUAAAGUUCCAUUAUUUUUUUAUAUUAAAUCUUCAUACAUGGGUGCAAACAUGACAGGAAAUAAUACCUCAGUCAGGGUAUCAAAAUUUUUGUUUAGUAUCCCAUUUUAAACAGAGUUAAGCAGCGGUUUAAAACACGCAUUUUGAGGUGUGCAGGCAGCAAGAUUAUGUGUCAAAAGUUGCAUAAUUAAUGAGCAUCAAGGACAUAGCAAUGAGUGAGGGGAACCACUUAGUGAAGACCAGGAUUUUAAUAUUGGUGCUUCAUAAAUUAGGCCCCAGGUGUGUGGGCACAAGUAGCUAUGAAUAUGGCUUGAGACUAUGUGUGUACCAAAUGCUGAUUUUAAUGUGUCAUUCUUAGUGCAUAAUAAGUCAUGUGUGUGUGUGUAACAGGUUUAAGAGUGAAGGAUAUCAUAUGAACAAAGGAGAGGAGGGUUGUGACGACAGUUUGGCUAAGAAUACUCUUCAAAAAUUUUACUUCAUAUUCAUCUCAUUCUUUCACUUUGCUUCUCAUAUCGUUUUUUACUUCUUUUGCCUGUUGGUCACUCCCUUUUGUUUAACUCUGAGCUAGGCACUGUUGUUAAUGCAUUUACAAACUGUUUAACCCUUUUACAGGGUUUCUUCCUCAGAUACCCAUUAAAUAUUGUUUUUAACUCUUAUGAGUAAAAGAAUGCUGCAAAGCUGCCUCUCCAUAAUCUUUCUUGUUUUCAAGCCUACUUUUGAAAAUGCAGGUGAUAUGCUCUAAUAAUGAUAACAAGAGGUGCAUUUUUAUAUCAAAUAUCCCCACUUUACAAACACUUUUUAAAGUUUUGAGUGUGCUCUUAGAUGGUCCAGUUUUUCUCUCACCAAACUUGGUGGGUUGUGACUAGGCCUGAUGCGCCUCUUUCUUUCUUUUCUCUUAAGGAGACGUUUUUUGUGUGUGGGGUUAUAAAUUUCAAAGAGUAAAGAGAUCAGAAGUUGAGUUUAAUGCUGUGGCCAGUGGACAACCAGUCCAGAAUAUAAAGGAGAGUGUAACAUGAUCUUGCUGUGAGAACAAGACUUGCUUCUGAGUUCACCUGGACUUUAUGAAUUAGGAGGAUGAGCCACAGAGCAAAGAAUUACAUCAAUCAAAUUUAGACAGAACAAAAGUGCAUAAGUGUUAUUGAUAUGCAUGAGAGAUGAGAACGCUUCUUUUGGCAGAUUAAUGCUGUUGAAAUCCUUUUGCAUGAUGUGAAAAAGUAUGUGUGUGUAUAUAUAUAAGCAAGGGUAUAUAAGGUGCAAUUGUUGUGAUGGAUGGAUACCUACAAUUUUAUUUUAAAAUUCUGGUUUACAAUAAAUAAAUAAAUUAUGCAUAUGUAACAUUGGA
Pomacea canaliculata is the source of this 7940-nucleotide messenger RNA. RefSeq names its product WD repeat-containing protein 7-like. The transcript has 30 exons. Gene Ontology annotation, cellular component: cytoplasm. NCBI's taxonomy places the organism in Eukaryota, Metazoa, Mollusca, Gastropoda, Architaenioglossa, Ampullariidae. Gene Ontology annotation, molecular function: protein binding. The coding region runs from base 185 to 4900 and encodes 1571 amino acids. The record is from RefSeq and is a predicted model, not a curated record.